Molecule: messenger RNA, 1344 nt
Organism: Dictyostelium purpureum
Lineage: Eukaryota; Evosea; Eumycetozoa; Dictyosteliales; Dictyosteliaceae
Exons: 3
Coding region: 1-1344 (447 amino acids)
Biological process (GO): rRNA base methylation
Cellular component (GO): nucleus
Molecular function (GO): 23S rRNA (adenine(1618)-N(6))-methyltransferase activity; nucleic acid binding
Source: RefSeq, a predicted model, not a curated record
AUGCACCCUCAAAACUUUUAUCGAUAUAAUCCACCAAAUUUCAAAAUACUCGCAAAUAAGUAUCCCUCGUUUGAUAAAUUUAUAGUUAAUAAAACUGAAAAGAUUUUUAAUAUAGAUUGGAAAGAUCCAAAUGCAACAAGAGAAUUUACCAGAGUUUUAUUAGACCAUGAUUUUGGUUUAAAGAUCGAGUUACCAGAAGACUAUUUAUGUCCAACUAUAACACUUAGAUCAAAUUAUUUAUAUUGGUUAAACGAAAAACUAAAUGAUUUGGGUAUUGAUGUAAAUAAUGUAGUUAAAGGUAUUGAUAUCGGAACAGGUGCAUCAUGUAUAUUUCCAUUACUAGGUGUUAAAUUAUUUAAAAAUUGGAGUUUUUUAGGAUUGGAUAUCGAUGAUAGCUCUUUAAAAUUUGCAAAAAAGAAUAUAGAAUUAAAUUCAUUAGAGUCCAAAAUAUCAUUAUUUAAAAAUGAAAACAAAGAAAAGAUAUUGUUCAACUAUUUUCAAGCAAACCAAGGUGAAGAAAAAAAUGAAGAGGUUUUUGAUUUUUGUUUAUGCAAUCCACCAUUUUUCAACGAUUUAAGUGAAACUAAUAUAAACCCAAAAUCGACAUGCACAGGAUCAGCAAAUGAAUUGGUUACAGAGGGUGGAGAGUUUAUAUUUAUUAAAAAGAUAAUUGAGGAAAGCAUUGUUUUAAAAUCAAAAAUCAAAUUCUACAGCUCAAUGGUUGGUAGGAAAUGUAAUUUAAAACCACUAUUGGAUUUACUAAAGAAAAAUUUUGGAUUACCCAAUUCAAAAAUUUUUACAGCAGAAUUAUCUCAAGGAAAUACACAUAGAUGGGUUAUGGGUUGGAUAGUAGAUGAUAGUUUUCAGCCAUCAAGUAUAAAUAAUAAUAAAAAAUUAAAUAAUAAUAAUAAUAAUAAUGAUAGUAAUUACAAUAGGAAUAGUGAUUUUUUAACAAGAUUAGAAAGAAGGAAAUUUUAUAGAGAAGGUUUAAUGAAAGAGUUUAAUAACGAUAGUAGUAAUAAAGAAGAAAUAAUUAAUAGUUUAAAUAACCAUUUUAAUAAAAAUAAAAUAAUAAUAAAUGAUAAUAGUCGUGAAACUGAUACCACAGGAAAAGACGAAAAGAUUAUAGAAUGCAAAUCUUUUUUAAACAAUUUGGUCAACCAAAAUUUAGAUGAAGAAAUAGAGUUUUCCUUUAGAACAGAAAUAAAAUACAUUCAAAAUAAAGUACUAUCAAUUCUAUUAAAGCCUAUAGAGCCACCCGAAGAUGGGAAUAAACAAAUAAUAAACUCAAAUUUAUUUUAUAUCAAAAAAUUAUUUCAAUCAAUUUUAGAUAAUAUUAAAUAA